AUUAAAAAAAUGGAUCUUGUUAUGGUUAGUUAAAUAAACGUAAAAAUGGAAACUUCCUCUUUCUUCUUCGUAACAAUGAUUCGCGGCUUCAACUCGUAGCUACGGAGCAAAGAAUGGCGAAGCGGCGGAGAUAGAGAUCUGUGUUUGUUCUCUUCACUUCUCCGGAAGCUUCUUCAUUCAUUGAACAAGUAAGUUCCUUCUUCUUCUUCUUCCACACCAAAAGAUCUUAUUCGAUAAUCGAGAAUUAAAAAAAAUGGAAACUCUGGCAACUGAUCCUGGAUUCAAUGAUUCGGGUGUAUACCUAAGGCUAGGGCUUAUUGUAGAGGGCAAGCGUUUGAAGAAGCCACCAGCACUUCUCUCACGUCUCGCUUCAUCUCUCGAGAGAUCUUUGUUGUUGCAUGACAAAUCUAUAUCUCCCCCAGAGUUCCAACACUCUACUGUGACCGUCUUUGACGGGAGAUCUCCGCCUGAGAUCACCAUUUCCGACUACUUGGAUCGCAUUUUCAUCUACUCUCGCUGCAGCCCCUCUUGCUUCGUCGUUGCCUACAUCUACAUUCUUCAGUUUCUCGACGUGACACGAGCUCAUCUCACGCCCCUUAAUGUCCACCGCCUUGUCGUUACGAGUGUCAUGUUAGCUGCUAAAGUCUUCGACGACAGGUACUACAACAAUGCUUACUACGCCAGAGUGGGAGGUGUGAGCACUAGAGAGUUGAAUAGAUUGGAGAUGAAGUUGUUGUUCGCCCUUGACUUUAAGCUUCAGGUGGAUCCUCGCACGUUUCACACGCACUGUUGUCAGUUAGAGAAACAGAACAGCGACGGGAUCCAGAUCGAGUGGCCUAUAAAAGAAGCAUGCCGGGCCAACAAAGAGACUUGGCGGAAGAGCACACCAGAGUCAGUCUGCUCUCAAACCACUGCACGCUGAUCAGGAAAUUGUAAGAUAGGGUUUUUUUUUGUGUGUGUGUGUGUGUGUGGUAGUGUUGAUCAUUCUUUUGCAAAUUUGAUUCUUGUGAGCAGCAAAAUUCACAAACUUUGAUUUUGUCAAGUAUAAAGUUUCUGAAAUUAUCACAAAGCUAGCUAGUACGUUUUAAGAGA
This is a messenger RNA of Brassica rapa (field mustard), 1092 nucleotides long. RefSeq names its product cyclin-U3-1. Gene Ontology annotation, biological process: regulation of cyclin-dependent protein serine/threonine kinase activity. Gene Ontology annotation, molecular function: protein kinase binding. The record is from RefSeq and is a predicted model, not a curated record. NCBI's taxonomy places the organism in Eukaryota, Viridiplantae, Streptophyta, Magnoliopsida, Brassicales, Brassicaceae.